AUGGCGGCCACCGAAUCAUCCAUACCAUCAACGACCCCCUCAGAACCCACGCUCCCUAAACUCUCCUCCGACGAUUUCCGCACCUACAACCGCCUCGCCGUCAUGAUGGACGCCUACCACCGCCACUUCCGCCACACCUGGACCAUCCUCUACGACGCCGCCUCCAAUGGCAAGAAACCUGAGGGCAUCUCCAUUCGCCAAUACCUAUCCUACGGCCUUCAACUCUGCCGGCAACUGACCGCUCACCACCAAAUUGAAGAAGCAUACGUCUUCCCCGAACUCGCUGAACGGAUGCCAAUCUUCGCCGAGGGCGACCAUCUGAUUCACCAGCACGAGGAGAUUCACGUGGGCUUGGUGAAGUUGGAGGACUACCUGAGGGCGUGCCUGAAUGGAGAUCGGGAGUUAAGGUUUCCGGAGCUGAGGGAGAUCAUGGAUGGAUUUGGGACGGUGUUGUGGUCGCAUCUGGACGAGGAGGUCAAGACGUUGGGGGCAGAGAAUAUGAGGAAGUAUUGGAGCAAGCAGGAGAUCAUGGGGAUGAAUUGGUAG
Cyphellophora attinorum is the source of this 546-nucleotide messenger RNA. RefSeq lists its product as uncharacterized. The coding region runs from base 1 to 546 and encodes 181 amino acids. The record is from RefSeq and is a predicted model, not a curated record. The transcript has a single exon. Lineage: Eukaryota; Fungi; Ascomycota; Eurotiomycetes; Chaetothyriales; Cyphellophoraceae.